Messenger RNA from Pararge aegeria (speckled wood butterfly), 4043 nucleotides. RefSeq lists its product as uncharacterized. The transcript has 3 exons. NCBI's taxonomy places the organism in Eukaryota, Metazoa, Arthropoda, Insecta, Lepidoptera, Nymphalidae. The record is from RefSeq and is a predicted model, not a curated record. The coding region runs from base 109 to 3411 and encodes 1100 amino acids.
GUGAGCGGCGGAUUCGCGUCUAUUGUUAUUGUCCAUAGUUGAAAAAUAUUUCACAAUUUUAACACUUUAAGUUGUAUUUCAAACAGAUUUCAGUGAUCGAGAUUAACAAUGUCGAAAUACACACCUAGCCUUCCUUACACAGAAGAGGAGUUCGCAGACAUGGUACAGUGCUACAUCGACAGUGGCAAGAACAUUGAAUUAACUAAAAUGUACUAUGUGACCAGAUACCCUGGCCGUAGGAGACCAAAACCUUAUACCCUAGAUAAAGUUGUCCAAAAGUAUCUGAAAACUCUCGAGUCUAAUACGACUGCUGAACCUCCUGUGGACGUUCCUCAGUCUGCUUCGGUCAAAGACGAACGGAUAUUAAAGUAUUUUUUAUACAAUUCCCACGCUACUAAUAAGAAGGCUGCUAGUAUAUUUAAUUUACCAUCUACUUACAUUGACAAGUUACUCGAAGAUAGAAAAGCUGACAUGGAAAGAAUGCGAAAGGAUUGUCCUUCAAACACUGUCCGAAGUGAAGAAAAUAGGUUAUGCGAUCGUAUUAGAAGAAAAAUAAAAGGCAAGGAAUCUUCAAAAGAUAAAUUACAAGACCAGAGUGUUUCAGAAGAUAACAGUGACACUAGAAAUAGCAAGAAGCCCGAUGAAAGCCACAUAUGCAGUGAAAAUAGUAACAGAGAGACAGAUGAUGAUGUUAUAUACUGUAAAACGGAAUAUCCGAGAAAGCGUAAGAGAAAAUAUAAAAAGCGUUCCGUUGAUAAAAAGCAAAGAACAUACGAAAGGGUACAAAAAAGUAAAGAUCUACCUAUCUUGGAAACAUCACCCAUGCAAAACCCCAUAGUGUACACAACAAGACUAGAAGAAAUGACUAUUUUGCAGACGAACAUAAACCAAUUCAAUAAUACGUACGUCAUAAAUAAAAUGUUAUUGGAAAGUAAACCGAAAUAUGCGGGAGUUAGUUCUAAUAAAAAAGAAAAAAGAUCAUUUAUAAGGUGCACAUCAUUAAAAGAAAAAUUGAAAAAGUUUGAGAGAGUUGAAACACACAUAGAUUUAACGCAUAAAACUCACACUGAUGAUGAACCAGAUGAAACUGAGAUUAUUUAUGAAGCAAAAUGCUAUACGUUUAAUGCAAAAGAAGAAGUACUUUUAGACAUGAGUACAAAACAUGAUGUCGCUAUUGUAAUUAAUAACUUGUUUUCAAACACACAUGACAUUUACGCAACUGAUUCAAAGGGUAAUGUAAUUGAAUAUUUUUGCACCAAAUUGAAUGAUUAUAUGAAAUACGUUAAUACCUCAAAGUGUAGACUGACCUUCGAUAUGUGUUGUUGGCUCAAAAGACAGCGUAGAGUUGAAUCAAUUUGGCCUCACCAUGAAUAUCCUUUUUCACGAUUUCUAACGACAAUGCAUAAAUGUCCGCCUGGUAAAUGUAUUUGUUGUUGUAAAGUGGGAAAACGAGUACACACGCCGGAAGUUAUUCUUCAUAAACCAUAUGAUACAGACAUUUUCACAGUUUGUACGCCUAAACGACCAAUUUGUAUAUAUACAGCAUCAGAAGAAUUCAAUAGAAAUCUAUUAUUAUUUGCGUUAAGAUACAAUAGACCUGCAUCAAAAAGAUGUAAUAAUUGUAGCUCCAAACCUAAAAAUGGUGCUGGCAAGCGUUUUUUAUUCUCGGAAUUCUAUGAUCACAAAAACAUCCAUAUGGUAAAAAAUGAAUUUUUCGAAAUUGGUAGCAACCAAGAAAUUGUACGUUUCCAUGUUGACUCCCAUGUGCGCCACCGUGCUCGAUGUAUUCCAUGUGCAGAACUGACUACAUUGCCCGGCGAACCAAGUUGUAAGCUAGAAGUUUGUUGCGAGUGGAAGCGAUAUAAUUAUCUUAGUGAAGAAUACAAGGCAUCCAACAUAUCCGUUAAUACAUUCAGAUUUUUGAAAAAUACACUAUUCCCGCACGUGUGUGAUACAUGCAAAGUAACACCGAGCCCUGAAACAAACAAGAGCACAAAUUUAGAUGUAAUACCAAGAAUUGAGCAUUCAAGAACAUAUGUUAAACCCACAUUAGUUAAAAUUGGCUUCAUGGCUGAAAAGCAAUCUUUUUUUAAUAAUCAAAGAUAUAUUAGAGUGAAAGAUAUAGCUCGUCAAAUUCCACAGUGUUCGAAUGUUAUUCAAGAAAGUAAAACGAAUGAAACAAACGUGGAAACGUCCGCACAAAAGUCAACUGUCAAGAUGAAUGUACGUUGCGAACAAAUACCGGAAUAUAGGUUUGAAUUAUGCGAUGUAGACAUUCAGGUUGCGACGGCGAUUGUGUUGAAAUUUAAGGAAAUCGUUUUAACCGUUAAAGAAGAUGGAAAAGUUGUAGCAUCAUUAAAUUCAACUACAAUGACAACUACUACCGAGGAAUUUCAAUUUUUGGCGGAUAUACUUAAAAAUAUACAAAAUCACUUGAAAAUUGUGCCUUUAUCAACUGGUUCCGCUAUAAAUUUAGUAGUGGAAAUAGAUAAUGAUAAACAAACUAAUAGCGCCAUGAACGAACUUUUCCCUUAUAAACUUGUUGAUCUAAUUAAAAACCCUCCAAAAGAGAUGACUCACAAUUUUAACAAGCGUUACAAUAAUGAAUUUGGCGCUAAUGAACAAAUCGGCAACAACUCGCCAAAAGACACGGAUAUUAACCGGUUACCCCGUCCAAGCAGCGAUCUGGCGUGUAACUCAAAUAAUGUUGUAGAUAACGAAGAAGUUGCACAACAAUUAAAAGAGUUUGAUAGAUUUGCAAUAUCAAUUAGCCAUAGUAAAAAUUGUUAUACGGAAUCAUUCAAAUCUUUUUUAAAAACUAAACGUGAAGCUGAAAAAGAAGAAAUAAGCGUACCAAAAAUUAGUGGUGUUUUCUCAUUACAUAGUUUAGUGCCAUCGAAUGAUCUAGUUUCACCAAACAAAACCGAUAACAUAAAAGAUUCUUUAAAUAUUGAAACUCCAAUAGCUUCAACUAGUAACAAUGAUAUUAUUCAAAAUAUUAAUAAUUUUAAUGCUCAAUUACAAUCCAUUGGAAUAGCAACGGUUCAGCAGGCCACUGGAAUUAUUUAUGAUCCAACAACGAAACUGGCACAGAUAGUAAAUUUUAACCCAAACGCGUUUGGCUCUAGUCUAGGCAUACCAGAUACAAAUUCUUCGACAAAAAAUGAAAAUGUAGAUCUAAUGAAACCUAUUAUUGGACCGGGCCAAAGUAAUUCUAGCUUAGCAGGCUUAACCCCAAUUCUUACGGAUACGAUUCAGGCAUUACCUGAUCAAACUAGUCAAGUAAAACCGCAUCUGCCCGAUAUAAUAAAUGCCAUUCCUACAAACAAUAAUGUAACGAGCAAAACCAAUCAUACAGUCGACAAAGAGAAGAUAAUCGAUGAAGUGGUUGAACUUUUGGAUUCUGAUUAGCCAAAUUAAAAAUUAACCAGCGCGAAAAAAAACAACGUGAAAUGUAAAUAUGUUUUAGAUGGUGUCUGGCUUGUCACUGUAGCUACUUUAAAAGUUUUCUUAAACAAAUAUUAAUCGAAACAUCAAUUCAAACUCGUAUUGAAUUGAUGUUUCGAUUAUAACACCAGAAAAGACCUAUAUAAUCUAGGUCUCCAAGAAGUAAGCAAUCAAAGUUUUGAAAAAUUAACACAAAACUAAAAUUAAAUGCACGUUUUGGCUCUGAAAUAUUUUUUUGUUGUGAUGCUACAUACAUCAACAAGGGGAUCAAUAUAUUGCAUUUUUAGGGUGUCUGAUUUUAUUGGGUAUGUUUUUACCUCUAAGCUUUUAACGUUUAAGAUAAAUAAACCCAAACCGACGAUUUAUUAUUUGUUGAAGAUGACUCCUAUUUGUUUUGUUGCCAGUCAUUGAUGCCUAUACAUUUUAUUCCUGAAUGGCUGCAAAAAAAUACUGAUAAAAUAUUCAUCCUUUUGAAAAAAGCUGCUAUUUGUACAUAGAUGUAAAUUGUAAACAUUCGAUAAAUAUAUGGCAUCCCCGUUUUAAGUUUAGUUAUUUAAUUAAUAAAAGCAUAUUAUUGUAAUGUUAUUUAUUUUGAA